Daldinia caldariorum is the source of this 1498-nucleotide messenger RNA. RefSeq lists its product as uncharacterized. The coding region runs from base 822 to 1034 and encodes 70 amino acids. The transcript has a single exon. NCBI's taxonomy places the organism in Eukaryota, Fungi, Ascomycota, Sordariomycetes, Xylariales, Hypoxylaceae. The record is from RefSeq and is a predicted model, not a curated record.
CCUCCAUCCUGUGUCAUGUGUUACACUGGCAUACUAGACCGUCCCGUGUAGAACCACCACCAUAUCAUUAGAAGUUCGAGGUUACGAAAACUGAACAAUACGCAUCUCUUAACUGGGAACACAUGGCCGAGUGAUAUGCUUUCUCUACGACAACAUGACACUACGAAAAUGUAUAUGGAUGUACAUGGAUGUGGACUAGGUAUGGAGAGAUCUUUGGGGAACUUCAUAUACGGCAAUCUAAGAUGAUACAGAGACUAUUGAUGAGUCGGUAACGGUGAUAGGUUUGACAUCAUUCGCCUAAAGCGAGCUUGCGUAGCAUCAUGUACAGGAUCCCACACCCGUAGACCUGCACGCGUAAAUUACCGGCUUGGGAGACAGGAGACAUUACCAACCAAACCGACAAUUCUGGCUUGACACGAAAAAGUGCGUUUAUGAUCGGGUAGUGCAAAGCUUGGACUAUAUGAGCUGCCCUCGUUGAUCGCGGGACAAACUACCUAUAAUUGUACAUCAUUAUCGCGACUGGUUACCGGAGCUGUGCGAGGCGAGCGGGAAACUAUUGUUGAUCAGGAUUGGCCAGGUAUCCCCCUGAUUAUAUAUCCCUGAUAUGGAAGCGUACCCUAAGUUACCUACAACGUUAGGUAGGCAUAUCUGUACGUACUUACUUUCUGUAAGGUCUGGCUUCAGCCGUUACAUUGGCGGAUUGGCAAGGAGAAUUGGAGAACCUUGAACCCGCAGAUGGGGACUACAUAGUACACACAUACAUAUAUGUACAUACGUACAUACGUACAUGCCGCCUACAGGCUACAUGUAGGUAUGUGACGAUGAGUAGUGGGGUGAGGUUGUUACGAUGUUGUGUGAACUGGAGAGCGGGUCUAGGUCUAGUUGUCGCUAGAAGUCGCUCGAUAUUACGAAAAUAUGUGCUGGUCAUCCCACUUCUCCUUUUGUUUUCUAGGUCGACUUCAGGAACGGUAGAUGCUGGACUUUCUCUCUCUCUUUUUUUUUUCUGGGUGAAUGUCAAUAGGUACCUCUUGUGAAGUGGCUCAUGCAACCUGUAAUUCUCUGGCGGUAUUCAUUGUUGGCUAAUGCAGUUUUGUCUUAGGAAAUCGAUGCCUAUUGGGUACCUGGAUAGGAUAGAGGAGGGGUAAUGAAGAGAAUAAGGAAAAAAAAAAUUACUUUCUCUAUAUAAAAGCUCCAGGAUAAACGAGUAUUUACUCCUUAAUCGGAAGGGCGAAGCCGUGAUAGUAGCGGGUUUUGGGAACUUCAUCGACCGAUGUCUCGUUAUGACUAGGUAUUUAUAUAACACAUAACGUAGGUAGAUUCGUGUACUAGUGCUGUCUACGUAAACUCGACGCCGCACCCCAAAGGGGUGCUGCGCUUUAAUUAGGAAGUCGGGCAGUAAUUAGGCUAGCGUACCAGACUUCAAGCACCAGUAAGAGGUUAUUCCGAUCCCUGUUACCUACUAAAAGCAGAAAAGGAAUAAUAAUAUUUUAUAAAAUUU